ACAAUAUUAUGCACAACACUCUGCUGUUGUCUCGUCUCUUCGGUACAAUAUACAAACCAUUAAUUGAUUAUACUUUGUACGUGGUUACAAUACAACAUUCGUCGCGCGUUACGUUACACUUUACACGGGCUCUCGAGGGGAAUAAGAAGAAUCGGGUACAACGUAUAACAUGAUAAUACGAGAGUGCCCGUUGCUGCUGCCGUGUAUAAUAAAUAUACAUUAAAAUAUUAUGUUAAAAGUAACGAGUGUUAGCAACUACCUGUGCACCACACAAAUAAUAAUUAUACAAUAAUAUAAUUGACAAGCGACGUGUGCGCCGGAGGUGGUGCGUAUACAUUGCAUUGUUACGAAUAGGUGUAGCAUACGUGUACAGCGCUCGUAUCCCUCCCCCCUGUAACCUACUGCUUCUUAAUUCUUCCUCCUCCCCUUUUUAUUUCCUUUCGCCGACGUCGCCGUCAUCGACUGCUAUACUUUGUAUUAUAAUAUAUCAAGUGUAUGCCUAUACGCUGCUCCAGUGUGUGUGUCAUCUUCGUCGGGUCGUGUAUAUAACGUACGCUCUCACGCCACCGUCAACCAAUAGCACACGUAUAAAAUGUUAUAUACGUACAAUAAAUACAUGAUAUAGUUGUUUUUGGUAUGACAGUAGCCGAUCGUAGAUAUUCGGGGGGUGGCGCGUGAAAACGCAAAUUCAAGUGAACGAACCACAGAGGUGGAGAAGAUAAUAAAUACAAAAGUACAAUACAUACAAGGGAGGAAAGUGCAGUGUAUAUAAUAUAUAAUAUACUUACAUCUCACGUAGUAGGCGAAAUUUGAAUGAUCGGUGGUUUUUUGUGCGCGAGUUUUUGCUGUACUCAAAGUGUCAGUGCGUGGGAUCUUUGCCAAUACAAGGCGUACAUGAUUUAUACACUAUAGUGUAUGCAUAUUAAUAUACGUAUACAAGUGUUCCACGUAUAGCCCAUAGAUACACGUAGAUAUUGGCGAUAUAUUGAUCGACACAGCUGUUGCCGUUGCUUCUCUGCUCCGUUUAGCCGGCUACGUACAUAGGUACAUUUGUGCGCGCGCGUGUGCGUGUGAGUUGACUUACAUAUAUAUAUAUACAGUUGUUAAUCGAGUCGUGGGGGGAGUGCUCUCUCUCUCGGUUGUGCACAUAGAGGCGCUCUCCUCCCGAGGAUGUUUAAAUGGCGAUAAGAAGAAAAUCACGGCUCGUCGUGUGCAGCAGCAGCUCGGUCGGCGCUGCGGCGGCCGUUGCCGUUAUACCGGAACGACGACGCCGACGUCGAGGCUCGAUGUCUGCUGGGUCACAAAUUCAGAUGGCACCCCAAUCAACAAUAAACUCUGGUCAGUCAGUUCAUAAUCAAGAUUCAAAUAUGAGCACUGGCUCGUCGCAUAGCGACAAGGAGGUAGAUCCAAAUACUCCAGAAAAGGUGCAUCGAACUCCAUCGGACAGGAAGAGAAAACGUAAAGCGGAUGACAGCGGAGGAGGGGUCUUGAGUCUAGGCAGCAAAGGAGUCAGAUCCGUCAGUUCGUUAGAGAAUAAAAAAAUUAAUGAGUAUUUUCCAAAGCACCAUGUAGGCAGCAGUCCUAUCAGGCAUGGAGGUGCCAAGAGUCCAUCCCCCCAACAGGUGUACCCCAUGGUUAGUGAACAAAAAUAUCCUCCAUCGGCGCAGCAGCUGAUAACGCCACAGGUGACGACGGGCAACCCAGUCGUAGGGGUCGGGUCGUCGGUGUCGAGCUCAGUGCAGGCGGGUUCGGGCGGUUCCAGGAGCGCUGAGUUCCCGAGUUCGCUGAUGCAACCGCCUCGGGUGCCACAGCCACCCAGUCAGCCGGCAACUCAACAGCAGCAGCCGGUAAGCAGUAGCAGUAAUAGCGGAACUACGCCCUUGGCGACGACGACGACAAGCGCAGCCGUGAUCACAACCCAGACGGCCCAGACGGCUAUUGCAGCUCCCACCUCAGUGGUUAGCCAGGUCUCUGCACAGGCACAACAGCUCGCUGGCACGAUGGUCAGCAAGCAGGUGCAGGUAAGGCCUACCAACCUUCCUAGGACAAGCCAGGUCAGGCAAGCGAAGACUAACACCCCAAAUACGGAACUUACUUGCCAGAGGAUACAAGAGUUCGAAAAUCAAGCAUCCUCUGAUUUAGAGUUACGAAAUAGUAAAAUCGAAGAGUUGAAUAGGACAACGGAGGAGCUGAGGCAUCAGGUUUCGAGUCAGCAAAAGGCGUUAGAGCAGCACAAAUCCCAUAUAAAUAAGUGUAUAGAUGUUGUAAAGAAACUGCUUAAGGAAAAGUCGAACAUUGAAAAAAAAGAAGCCCGUCAAAAGUGCAUGCAGAACCGACUGAGGCUUGGCCAAUUCGUGACGCAGAGGGUGGGUGCGACCUUUCAAGAGAACUGGACGGACGGCUACGCGUUUCAGGAGCUCGCCCGGCGCCAGGAGGAAAUAACCACAGAGCGUGAAGAAAUCGACAGGCAAAAGAAGCUUCUGCUCAAAAAGAGGCCAUCAAACAGCGAAACGGGCAGGAAGCGCAGUACCCAGCAGUCCACCCAGCCGACAUCAUUGCACAAUGGUACCGAGGCCACGUUUCUCAAACCAGACGCCGUGCCUGGCUCGUACUCGUGGCAGGAGUACUACGAAGCUGACGAGAUUUUGAAACUUCGUCAAAGUGCUCUCAAAAAAGAGGACGCGGAUUUGCAGCUUGAGAUGGAGAAACUCGAGCGUGAGCGCAACCUACACAUUAGGGAGCUUAAGCGCAUACACAACGAGGACCAAUCGAGAUUUAAUUCUCAUCCAGUGCUCAAUGAGCGGUAUUUACUGCUGAUGCUGCUCGGCAAGGGCGGAUUCAGCGAGGUACAUAAGGCAUUUGACUUAAAAGAGCAACGGUACGUGGCAUGCAAGGUUCACCAAUUAAACAAAGACUGGAAAGAAGAUAAAAAAGCCAAUUACAUAAAACAUGCGUUACGAGAGUACAACAUUCAUAAAGCAUUAGAUCAUCCGCGGGUUGUAAAACUGUACGAUGUAUUUGAAAUAGAUGCAAACUCGUUUUGUACUGUUUUAGAAUAUUGUGACGGCCACGAUUUAGAUUUCUAUCUAAAACAACAUAAAACAAUUCCGGAGAGAGAAGCGAGAUCUAUUGUAAUGCAAGUCGUGUCUGCAUUAAAGUACCUCAAUGAAAUUAAGCCUCCAGUAAUACACUAUGAUCUGAAACCAGGAAACAUUCUCUUAACGGAAGGAAAUGUAUGUGGUGAAAUCAAAAUAACAGACUUUGGCUUAAGUAAAGUCAUGGAUGAGGAAAAUUACAAUCCAGACCAUGGUAUGGAUCUGACGUCACAGGGAGCUGGUACCUAUUGGUAUUUGCCACCCGAGUGUUUUGUGGUUGGAAAAAAUCCUCCGAAAAUAUCUUCAAAAGUAGAUGUUUGGAGCGUGGGAGUAAUUUUUUAUCAAUGCCUUUAUGGCAAGAAGCCUUUCGGGCACAACCAGUCACAAGCAACAAUUUUAGAAGAGAAUACAAUUUUAAAAGCAACAGAAGUUCAAUUUGCCAAUAAACCAACAGUCAGCAACGAAGCAAAGAGUUUCAUUCGAAGUUGCUUAGCGUAUAGGAAAGAAGAACGCAUCGACGUGCUAACGCUCGCACGACACGAGUACCUUCAGCCACCUAUGCCGAAACAUGGUCGCCAAGCAAACAAUCAGCAACAGCAGCAACAACAGCAGCAGCAGAUCCAACAACAGCACCAACAACAACAGCAGACGUCCUUCACAACGGGCAUGUUCAGCGGCAUGAAUGCGUCGAGUAGUUCGUAGUUGUGGAAGACAAAUAGCAGUAACGCUAAUAAUGGACUUUCGAGUAAAGCUUGCACACAUGCCAAAUCUUGGAGUAAUUCCGAGCUGCGCAAUAUUGUUUUAUCUUGAGGCGUGACUGGAGGUGACAUCACAUGGACGCAGAUGCUGGAAGAGCUGUUGAACCAAUUGUAAAUACGCGAGAGGCAACAUGUCAACUAGCAUGAAAAGCUGUACGUAUGGUUCGUUACCACCGUCACAACAUAGUGUAAUUGUGACGUGAAAUCCGCUCCUGUUGGUGAGAUGAACUGCAAUUACAGAAUGCAAAUCAAAUGGACGAUCGUCUCUGUGUUUCGGAGAAAGGAUUGAAUAAUCUACACACAGACAAAGUUGCAACUUUUUCAAGAAAAGUUGCUAUCGAUCCAUUUAUUUAAGCAUGACAAAAAGAAAAAAAAUGUUGUGUUUGUACAUAUUCGAAUGUAUUAUCGUUCCUUGUAUCGAAAAAACAGUGGGUUGACUGAUAAUAGUGUUUAUUAUAAAAAAAAAAAAAAUGAUUUGAGAGAGAAACGUUCAAACAUGUGAUAUGUCAUUGUGAAAUGAAGAUAAAAGUGGAGUUUAGACUAAAGAGAGGAAAUUCGACAGAUAAAUGUGAGAUAGCGUUAGUAAAAUCCAGUGGAAGUUAAAUUACUCACUUGAACGGUAAAAAUAAAAGAGCGAGCUAAAUGAGUUGGGAAUGAAGGAGAGAAGGAACAAAGUUUUUAAAAAAGUAAUACCGAUAAGUUGUUAACAACGAAAUCGAAAGUUCCCGACUAUUCUAGUGAAGGAGAAAAAAGUAAAAAAAAUUUCAAGCUGUUCCUCCUCUCUUGCAACAUCAAAAGAAAAGAAAAGUAUGACGUUUGAAUGAGUGCGAUAAUUGUAAGGUUGUUGAAAAUUCAAUUAGCGUGUGCAUGUAAAUAUUUAUGCUAUAUAUAUAUUUAUACCAUUAAUUCUAAUAAAAUAUAUAUAUAGUGUAAAAUAACGAAGUAAUAAAAAGAAGGUAAAGAGCGAAAAGAAAAAAGCCGCAUCGUGAACAAGAUGAGAAGAAAAGCUGUAUGUGUGGUGGCUCUAUCCUCGCAUGACAGUCGUGCAGUGCCAGAUAUUCCAUGAAUAUUUGUCCAGCACAUCAUGUUACUUUAUUCAAAUAUUGAUAAUUAAUUACUUAUAACGUGAAUAAAAAAAAUGAAAAAAAAAAAAAA
Molecule: messenger RNA, 5008 nt
Organism: Copidosoma floridanum
Lineage: Eukaryota; Metazoa; Arthropoda; Insecta; Hymenoptera; Encyrtidae
Gene: Tlk
Product: Tousled-like kinase
Biological process (GO): chromosome segregation; peptidyl-serine phosphorylation; intracellular signal transduction
Cellular component (GO): nucleus
Molecular function (GO): protein serine/threonine kinase activity; ATP binding
Source: RefSeq, a predicted model, not a curated record